GAAUGGAAAGGACUCUGGCUGAUUUAAGCAGAACGGAAUUGGUGAAAAAUGGCUAUUUGUAAAAAGAAUUUUGCGGUGGCCUGGGAACAAAAUCAGAAAUCAGGGCACAGGACGUGCAGGACGGGUGUCACUGCACUGCUGUGACCCUGUGUCCGUGCUGCUCUGGGGGUUUGAUCCUGCAGCAACCCUGCCUGGUGUCAGAGAGGAGACCACACACACACACACACACACCACACCCCAGAUCACCCACACACCCCAGAUCACCCACGCACACACACACCCCGGACCACCUCGCUCCUCCUGGGUCACACGCAAGACUCCGUUUGCAAGGCAGGCAGAGCUUGUGCACAGUCAUUGCCUUUGCGUGGAGGGGAGAGGUCCAGGGUAAGGGUCUACGCAGACAUGUGGGUGGUGGUGAAGGCUGUGCUGGGGGGCCGGGGCCUAGAAGGGAGACCGGGAAAUCAGACGUGCGGAGGUCUGGGGGUGGCCCGAGCGGAUGACCUCGGGAGUGGGCGCACAGCGUUGCGUUUCAUGCAAGUGGCCACCAGGGGGAGCGCCGAGCAAACCAGGUCGUGGAAGACUUGUCCAGUGGUCGACCAGCCUCUGUCCAGAGACCCCAGUGCUUGUGCCACGAGCCACAACCAGCGGCCCUGGUGCCUGUCCUGCAGCAGCCCAGCCUCCAGGCUGGCCCCCACGUGGUCCGCAGCAGCCCGCAUCCGGGGUGGCGUGGUCACCAGCACAGCACCCGUCCUCCUGUGGGCUCCCCUUCCCCAUCUCAUGUCCCCUGGGCUCGCACUCCCGGCGAGGUCCUGCCCAGGAGCCUUUAUCUCGGCCCUGCCUUUUCGGGGCCCGAGGCCAAGACUGUGCUUCAGGCCCCUCCCCACCCCUACGCCGCAGAUGGAGGGCCGAGGGCUGCUGGCACCGAGGAGCCUAGGGGGAUUUUUCUGUGUAUCUUCUGACCGGGGGCCAUUGUGGAUGGUGUCUGAGACCUGAGAACGCAGGUGGCCAAGAGGUCGCACCUAACCAGCGGCUCUCAGACACUUUGCAGUGUUUGCAGAGGAUGUGAGGGGGGCUGUCGAGGGGAGAGAUGUGGGCUGGGGUCUUGGCCAGGCUGGUGUAAGGGGACCUUGGCAGAAAGCUGGAGACACCGUCAGAGGCUAAGGGCAGGGGGAGUGCACAGCCAUUUGCCUGAGGCGUGGAGUCUCCUAUGUCCCGGGGAUGGAGGGGUCGGGGGCUCCCCCAAAUCCACCCCUCGAGGGAAGGAGAGAACUCUGGACCCUGCUGUGUCGGAGGAACCCUCGCUCAGACCCGCAGGCAGGGAGGCUUCCCUACGCCUCGCCUGCCUCGCACUGAGAAGGGCCGACAACGUGCCAGUCUGUCUCCCAGGCCCGGCCCGGUGGAGUUCAGAUGCUGGCUGCCCCGGAUGGAGCACGGCUUCCCUGCCAUGGGACCCACUCCUCUCUCAGCGUCCCGGGAAAUGACAGGACCCGCUCCCUGUGGAAGGCCCUUCUCCUUUUCAUAUUCAUGAUGGAGCUGGAAAAGAGAGAGACAGCCGGGCAGAGGGGGCCCCAUUUGCACACGAGGAUGUGUGAGUUUCCUCCAGCUGACCGCACUCCGAGGAAGCAGGCCUGUGGACCAUCUCGCUGAUACCAGGGGAGCUGCCAGCCAGCCUGAGGAGCCAGAUCCCCAGGUUGGUUGGAACCAUCUGCGUAAUGAUAAUCAGAACGUUCGGAAGGAGGGCAGGAGGGCACCCCCGUGAGGAACGGGCAUGGACUACGUCACUUCUUGUUGGGGUUGCUUUGGCUGCAUCUCACUUCCGGGGAGACGGCUUGCAUUCGCAGUUUCUUAAAGGAAUAAAAACACAGAUCAAAGGGAACUCCUCCCAGUAAACUGUUAUCAGUAACUGGUGAGUCACUGGUUCUCCAACUUCGCCUGGAUGCAUCAGAAUCACCUGGAGGACUUGUUACACCACCAAUGACUGGGCCUCAUCCCUGAGUUUCUGAUUUUGUCGAGCAGGUGGAGGCUGGGAAUAUGCAUCUCCAACAGAAAUCUCGAGCUGCAGCCUGGCCAGGAGCGGGUCCACCUCUGUGGCUGGUCCUCCCCACACCCAGGAGCGUCUUCUGAGAAUCCGCAGCUGGCUGCCCCAAGGGCCCGAAGCUCACGUCUGGCAGCUCUACCACCCCUGCCACAGGGAGCGUGGGUGUGGAAUCACGAACCGUGUCCUUUAAUCUGAUCUCGAGAGUGCCCUGGUUGGGUGUGCAGAGCACUUGGAGUGAUUGCCUGGAGAGUCACCAACUCUGCACGAAGGUAGAGGAACCAUGAGCACAGUCAGCGAGGUGGUGCAGCGGGCCAGAGCCGCCUUCAACGCGGGCAAGACGCGCCCGCUCCAGUGCCGCGUCCAGCAGCUGGAGGGGCUGCGGCGCCUGAUCCGCGAGCGCGAGAAGGACCUCGUGGGCGCGCUGGCCGCCGACCUCCGCAAGAACGAAUGGACCGCCUACUACGAGGAGAUCGUGUACGUCCUGGAGGAGAUCGACUACACGAUCAAGAAACUCCCUGAGUGGGCUGCGGACGAGCCCGUGGAGAAGACCCCCCAGACCCAGCAGGAUGAGUCCUACAUCCACUCAGAGCCCCUGGGUGUGGUCCUCAUCAUCGGCGCCUGGAACUACCCCUUCAGCCUCCUCAUCCAGCCCAUGGUGGGCGCCAUUGCUGCAGGGAACGCGGUGGUCCUCAAGCCGUCGGAGUUGAGUGAGAACACAGCGAGCCUGCUGGCCACCAUCCUCCCCCAGUACCUGGACAAGGAUCUGUACCCGGUGAUCAGUGGGGGUGUCCCCGAAACCACGGAGGUGCUCAAGGAGCGAUUCGACCACAUCCUGUACACCGGGAGCACCGGGGUGGGCAAGAUCGUCAUGACGGCCGCGGCCAAGCACCUGACCCCCGUCACGCUGGGGCUGGGGGGCAAAAACCCCUGCUACGUGGACAAGGGCUGCGACCUGGACGUCGCCUGCAGACGCAUCGCCUGGGGGAAAUUCAUGAACAGCGGCCAGGUCUGCGCGGCCCCCGAUUACAUCCUGUGUGACCCCUCCAUCCAGAACCAAAUCGUGGAGAAGCUCACAAAGUCCCUGAAAGAGUUCUACGGGGAGGACGCCAAGAAGUCCCGCGACUACGGGAGAAUCAUCAACUCCCUGCACUUCCAGAGGGUGAUGGGCCUGAUGGAGGGCCCGAAGGUCGCCUACGGGGGCACCGGGGACGCGGCCACCCGGUACAUAGCCCCCACCAUCCUCGUGGACGUGGACCCCCAGUCCCCGGUGAUGCAGGAGGAGGUCUUCGGACCCAUAAUGCCCAUCGUAUGCGUGCACAGCCUGGAGGAAGCCAUCCAGUUUAUCAGCCAGCGCGAGAAGCCCCUGGCCCUCUACGUGUUCUCCCUAAACGACAAGGUGAUUAAGAAGAUGAUCGCGGAGACUUCUAGUGGCGGGGUGACGGCCAACGACGUCAUCGUCCACGUCACCGUGCCCUCGCUGCCCUACGGGGGCGUGGGGAGCAGCGGCAUGGGGUCCUACCAUGGCAGGAAGAGCUUCGAGACCUUCUCCCACCGCCGCUCUUGCCUGGUGAGGCCUCUGCUGAACGAGGAGGCCCUCAGAGCCAGAUACCCACCGAGCCCGGCCAAGGUGAGAGGCGGGGCGGCAGUGCGGGGAGCCGCUGGGCCCCGGGCAAGGGCCUCACCACGCCUCGUGUCCCCCACAGAUGCCCCGUCACUGAAGCGCCGCCCUGGCCUCGCUGUGCUGCGCCCUUGGACGGCUGCUCCUGGCACCCCUGUUGCUCCGAGGGCAUCCUCGCCUCCCUCGCUAGAGUAGAGACCAAUAAAGCUUCCCAGCAGCCCA
Messenger RNA from Balaenoptera ricei (Rice's whale), 3878 nucleotides. RefSeq names its product aldehyde dehydrogenase, dimeric NADP-preferring. Gene Ontology annotation, biological process: aldehyde metabolic process. Gene Ontology annotation, cellular component: cytoplasm. The record is from RefSeq and is a predicted model, not a curated record. The transcript has 15 exons. Bases 2319 to 3851 code for a protein of 510 amino acids. Lineage: Eukaryota; Metazoa; Chordata; Mammalia; Artiodactyla; Balaenopteridae. Gene Ontology annotation, molecular function: aldehyde dehydrogenase (NAD+) activity.